UUUUCUCCUAAAAGUGUUGCCUUAUUUAAUCGAAUUGUUUCUAGCAUAGAUUAUACACUUAAGUUUCUAGGAAGACAGACCAGUCCUUAAAAAAAGCUGCAGUUCAGUUCUUAUCGAGUUUACCUCGGGAGUUUUUAUGAGUAUUCCCAAUUUCGUGAGUUGAUCUUUAGUUACCAAGACCUAAAUAAAAGUCGUUUCAGUGAAAUGGCUCCUUGAAUGCGAACUAAAGUUGUGGAACAUCUUACUGACAUUUUAAAUAAAACAAAGACGCUAAAAAUUUUGUAGUAAUCCACUUGAACAAUUCACCACCGUACUUAAUACAUGUAAACGAACCUGUCAAAAACUGUUUAUGGAAAAGAUUGUUGCUAGGAUUGUAAAUUUGACAUUGACAACGACAGCCGCGUUCCCGAUUUUACAGAUUACAGGUGUCGUUUUACUUCUAUGUCAAAUAGCCUGUUCCUGUUGAUUUUCGGGAAGAUGUCUCCAAAAAUUAUCUUGUUAUUCAGUGGUAAAAGGAAGUCUGGAAAAGACUUUUUGACUGAUCAUUUAAGACACAUUUUAGCAGAUAAGUGUGAAAUAAUUAAAAUAUCUCAACCUAUCAAGACUCAUUGGGCUAAAGAGAAAAAUUUGAAUUUGAACGAAUUGCUCAGUGAGGGUGAAUAUAAGGAACAAUACAGACUGGAGAUGAUAAAAUGGAGUGAGGAAAUGCGAAACAAAGAUUAUGGAUGCUUUUGUAAAGCAGCUUGUGAAAAUGCUGCCAUUAAACCGGUGUGGAUUGUAAGUGACAUUAGACGUAAGACAGAUAUACGCUGGUUCAAGGAGACAUAUGGGGACAUCAUCCGAACAGUGAGAAUAACUGCAGACGAUCGAACUAGAAAGGAAAGAGGCUUUCAAUUCCAGGUUGGAGUUGAUGAUGCCACUUCAGAAUGUGAUUUGGAUGAUUACAAUGAUUGGGAUGUGGUGGUUAACAAUGGAGAAGGAAGGGAUUCUUUAGAAGAGCAGUUGGAUAGCAUAUUAAAAUUAGUGUCUAAUUUAUGAUUUAAAUGCAUAAUAAAUGGUUGUGUUUGCUAAAUUAUUUGCAAAACAAUAAAAUUAGCCGGAAUAAGUUAAUUUUAUUGUUACUUUUGUGGUGGCAUGAGAUUUAUGUUUUUUAAAUAAAAGUAUAUUGAUGAAAUAAGCGCCAUCUGUUGUCGAAUUUUAAAACAUAGUCGCUUCCGUUUUUUAUUUUACAAUUUCAAAACUAGCUUUACAAUAUAGUGCAUGGUUAUAGACAUUGUUUAAAGAGUAAAUUUAUAUUUUGGCA
Molecule: messenger RNA, 1303 nt
Organism: Bombyx mori (domestic silkworm)
Lineage: Eukaryota; Metazoa; Arthropoda; Insecta; Lepidoptera; Bombycidae
Gene: Mpk
Product: phosphomevalonate kinase
Exons: 4
Coding region: 442-1038 (198 amino acids)
Biological process (GO): cholesterol biosynthetic process; isopentenyl diphosphate biosynthetic process, mevalonate pathway
Cellular component (GO): cytoplasm
Molecular function (GO): phosphomevalonate kinase activity
Source: RefSeq, a predicted model, not a curated record